AUGAGUCUCAACUUGCCCAAGCAUCACUGGGGCACUCGGGGCAUGGAUGCGUAUGAGAAGCUGGAAUGUAUCGGUGCAGGCACCUACGGCCAAGUGUACAUGGCCAAAGAUAAAGAGACUGGAGAAGUAGUGGCUAUCAAGAAGAUACGGAGUCUCAAUGAAGUUCAGGGCCUACCGGUAACUACAAUUCGUGAGAUUAAAGUGCUCAAGUGUUUGAACCACCCAAACUUAGUCGAGCUCAAAGAAGUGGUCGUGUCAUCAGAGAACGGCGAUGACGACGCUGACUUUGCGGACAAGGAGGAGCCGCUGGACUAUUGUCACGGGUCCAUAUAUCUGGUGUUGGAGUACCUUGAACACGACUUGACAGGUCUUAUUGAUCGACAACACCAAUUUGACGAUACUGAGAUCAAAUGUCUAAUGAAGCAGUUGCUGGACGUCAUGGAGUACAUGCACUCUAUCGAUAUCAUUCACCGAGACAUCAAGUGCUCGAACCUACUGAUGACUCGCGACCAUUUGCUCAAAGUGGCAGACUUUGGUCUGGCGCGUUCCUUGCGUGGAGAUCAGCUUUUCACGAACAAAGUCGUCACACUGUGGUACCGGCCGCCGGAGCUGCUUCUCGGUGCCACAAGCUACGACGCUAGUAUUGAUAUGUGGAGUAUCGGCUGCGUAUUUGCUGAGCUGUAUAUUGGGCAUCCUAUUUUCCAGGGCAAGACGGAGCUCGAGCAAAUUACUAAGAUUUUCGAUAUCUGCGGAACCCCAACAACCGAGUCUUGGCCCGACUACAAGUUCCUGACUCACAGCGGCACAUUUGUCCCAGAGAAACCCAAGCCGAAGCGUCUGCGCGAGUAUUUAAUGCGCGAGGCUACAGCAUGCAAAAGGAUAUUACCUAAGGGUGCUCUCGAGCUGAUUGAGGCCCUCCUUGUACUGGACCCAGAGCAGCGGUUGACAGCCUCCGACUGCCUCCGCGCGCAAUAUUUUAACGUUCGUCCAUAUCCCCCCGACGACCCGAAGAAGCUUCCUCCUAUCACAAACCUUCCACCGUCACACGAGUACCAGACAAAGAAGAUCCGCCGUGAACAGGCAAAGCAGCUGAACGGUGGAGGUACGAACAGUCACAGCAACGCUGGAGCCGGAGGUGGGCGCAGCUCACGCCCGAUCAGUCCAUCAGGAGCGAUUAGUGGAGGUCGGUCAAGGCAGAGCACCGCAAAAGAUGCCGCUGAGGUGUGCGUGAAAACAGAGUUCAAGAAUAAAGAAGACUCAUCGUCCUCGGCCAAAAAGAAGCGACGUGUAGCUUAA
Molecule: messenger RNA, 1296 nt
Organism: Peronospora farinosa
Lineage: Eukaryota; Oomycota; Peronosporomycetes; Peronosporales; Peronosporaceae
Source: the annotation of a GenBank genome assembly